AGUUCGGCAUUGACAUAACUGAUAAGUCCGCUUACCUGAUAAAGUAGAAAAAAAAGCUUGAAAUUCACGCUGGGACUUAAGUUCUGUAACAGAAGGAAAUGAUCGCAAAAUCGUUACAAAUGAUCAAACUUCGCCAUAGUUCCUCAAAAUGAUCUUGUGUCCAUAUAAACCGCCUAGGAUGAGUUAUUUUUAAAGGAAAAAAGACAGACCCGAAUAUUUUUAUUUUGAUUUUAUUUAUGACUGGAACCAGGAAGUUAACAAAGAAUCAAAUAACAUAAUGGCCAUAACCCAGUUGAUGCCUUAAACAUGUGAUACUAGGUAGAGGUAUUCACAAAUUUACAACGUUGAACAUGCCAUAGAAUGAGUCCGACUUUAUCAAGACCACAUAUUAACAAAUUAUUUCUUCAUCUCUGAAAAUGGUUGCAUUUGAUUUGAACGUGAAGGGGAAACAUUUGGCCCGCAUAUUUCUUAUCAUUGUACUACUUCCUGCAAAAGUGUUUUGCAGUUGCGAUUUGUCUACCAACCUUAUGCAUAUCAACGAAACAGCCGAAAGUGUAGUAAUUAAGUAUGCGAACUAUUCACUUACCAACAUCACAUGGAGUAUGAAGUUGUCCGCUGCUGGUGUCAAUCAAGUGGAUGCUACUCAGUUGAAUGACUAUAUUACGCUGAAUUACACCAACACUGACUUGGAGCUCACGGUCGUCAAAGCACUGGACAAGGAGGACCUCUUCGAAAAAUUUAAAGUUGAUAUAAAAAUUAUCAUUCUUCAAAUGUCUUGUUCAACACCAGGGAAUCAAGAAAUACGAACAAAUUUGACCUUGGUUAUCGAGGAGAUUAAUGAAUUUCCUCCAGAGAUUUACGGGGGUCCAUACAACGUUACUGUGAAAGAGGAUACACUCAGUGGAACAACAAUUUUGAAGGUCAACACCACUGACCCGGAUGUUCCUAAAACUUCUUUAAUCUACCUUUUAAAAAGCACUGAUAAUUCUACUUUAGGUUCUAAAUACCUUGGAUUUCCUCAACCUAGUUUACCAGACUUGAAGCUUCUAGAAAUGGUCGACUAUGACAAACUUGUGGCUGAUGGCAUAAUGCCCAAAUUUCAGUUUCUUUUAAAUGUCACGGACAACAAUGGUUAUGGUCUAAGCAACCAGACAGACAUUACCGUUAUCAUUGAGGAUGUAGACGAUCUACCACCCGUAUUUCUGUAUCCUACCUGUGGAAAGCAAUGUGCUACGACUCAGUUCCGAAUAAACAUAACGGACAAAACCUAUAGAGGACCAUUGACAGUUCUACCUAUUGCCUUAAAAGCAGUUGACCAGGAUACGUUGAAUUACAGCAUCACUUAUUCUAUACUGGAAGACCAGGAGAACUUCCACGCAUCGUUUGAAAUAGAUAAUGCAACUGGUUUAAUUUCACAAGUAGGAGAUGUUAGUCACUCUGGAAUCAUUUCAGUGAAGGCAGAGGAAAUUUCCAUCAAUAAACACUCAGCAACAGCAGUAGUAUUGGUAGAGGUUCCAAACACUUUUGUUAACUCACCAGAACAGAGCACAGCCCAAGAUAAUAGUGGCGGGCUCCUGAUUGGUAUUAUAGUUUUGGCCAUUGCAGCGUCCGCAUUGAUAUCUGUAGUGGCAGUCCUGAUAAUUCUACACCGAAAGUUAAAGAAACAAGUGGUGCCUUUUGAUGGUAAUGACAUGGUAGCAAAACCCUUGGAACAGACUGUUUCGAAAACAACAGAAGUAAACGAAGUGAAACCAAUUCCAAGGAAUAAUGAUAUUCAGGAGGAUAUUGACAUCGAGAAGAAAGAAAAGGAUACCGAAGAGGACACAAAUGUUACAGACCAUAUAUCGAAUAGUGAUGCUAUAAACAAUAUACCUACACCAUCUCAAAGAAACAAUUUACUUGAUCCUAUAGACCCAAGAGAAUCUCAAAAGAAAAGGAAGAAGAAAAAGAAAAAGAAAGAUUAUCUGAAAAAGAUGGGAGAAGAAAGACAACAAAAUCAGUUAGAAAAUACCGAGGAUCAGAUGGAGGGAGAAGAAGAAACCACACAACUAAGUGUCACAGGAGAAAACCGUCAUCAAAUAGAAGCUUUAGAUGGGCAUUUUGUUCAGGAAACUGAUGAAAUUAUGGUUUGAAUAACUUGAAGGUCCCCCAUUUGUA
Molecule: messenger RNA, 2157 nt
Organism: Saccostrea cuccullata (small rock oyster)
Lineage: Eukaryota; Metazoa; Mollusca; Bivalvia; Ostreida; Ostreidae
Product: cadherin-8-like
Exons: 12
Coding region: 417-2132 (571 amino acids)
Biological process (GO): homophilic cell-cell adhesion
Cellular component (GO): plasma membrane
Molecular function (GO): calcium ion binding
Source: RefSeq, a predicted model, not a curated record